AUGGUCUCGAUAGGGCGGUAUAUCCGCAACAUACGGCGGUCGGGCGUCAAGAAAUGGAUGCGGGACAUGAUGUACAUCGGCGACGCCAAAUACGGGCAGUGUGUGGGCCAGGACCAGUUCGGGAACAAGUACUACGAGAACUUGAAUCCCGAGGAUGAGUUGCCAGGUCGACACCGAUGGGUUGACUUUGCCCAGCACGACUUCAAUGCUACCCAAGUCCCUGCCGAAUGGCACUCGUGGCUGCACCACAUCCGCCACCAGCCGCCUCCCCAGGAUACCGUGAUGCAGAACCUCUCACCGCCUUGGAAGGGCCCGUGGGUAGAGAACUUGACUGGUACACGGGGUGCUUACAAGCCGUACAACACUGCUGCUGCCAAGAUCAACCCUUGGGCUCCGAAGGUUGCUCCGCGGAACUCUACAUGA
This is a messenger RNA of Gloeophyllum trabeum ATCC 11539, 423 nucleotides long. RefSeq names its product NDUFA12-domain-containing protein. The record is from RefSeq and is a predicted model, not a curated record. The coding region runs from base 1 to 423 and encodes 140 amino acids. Gene Ontology annotation, biological process: mitochondrial respiratory chain complex I assembly; response to oxidative stress. Gene Ontology annotation, cellular component: membrane. NCBI's taxonomy places the organism in Eukaryota, Fungi, Basidiomycota, Agaricomycetes, Gloeophyllales, Gloeophyllaceae. The transcript is spliced from 5 exons.